Molecule: messenger RNA, 1172 nt
Organism: Centruroides sculpturatus (bark scorpion)
Lineage: Eukaryota; Metazoa; Arthropoda; Arachnida; Scorpiones; Buthidae
Gene: fd102C
Product: forkhead box protein E3-like
Exons: 1
Coding region: 12-1172 (386 amino acids)
Biological process (GO): cell differentiation; regulation of transcription by RNA polymerase II; anatomical structure morphogenesis
Molecular function (GO): DNA-binding transcription factor activity, RNA polymerase II-specific; RNA polymerase II cis-regulatory region sequence-specific DNA binding
Source: RefSeq, a predicted model, not a curated record
CGGCCGACGCCAUGUGCAGCAACGACGCCGACCGCGGACCGCAGUCGGUGGCCUUCGCCGGACUCAAGGGCGAGGCGGGGCCGGCCUUCGGCGCCCUGCACGCCGCUCUGGCGCCCGCCUCCCUGGCCGAGUCCUACAGACUGCAGCUCUACGAUUACGCCCAGGCGGCCAACAGGCUGCGAUUCGCCCAGCACGCCUUCGUCCCGUCGCCCUACGGACUGUCCGCCUACCACGAGGGACAGGCCCUGGUGCCCUACGGCCUGUCGCCCUUCGUCCGGCUGGAUCCCCGGACCCAGAUGAUUCAGGAGGAACCCAAGCCGCAGCACAGCUACAUCGGCCUGAUCGCCAUGGCCAUCCUCAGUUCGUCCGACAAGAAGAUGGUGCUGAGCGACAUCUACCAGUACAUCCUGGACCACUAUCCGUAUUUUCGCAACCGAGGACCCGGAUGGAGGAACAGCAUCCGCCACAACCUGUCGCUCAACGACUGCUUCGUCAAGGCGGGAAGGAGCGCCAACGGCAAGGGCCACUACUGGGCCAUCCAUCCGGCCAACGUGGAGGACUUCAAGAAGGGAGACUUCCGGCGACGCAAGGCCCAGAGGAAAGUGCGCAAACACAUGGGACUGGCCGUGCCCGACGACGAAGACAGCCCCGGACCCACUCCGCCCCCCGACCCGCGGGGAGAGUGCCACCGGACCCCCUACUUUCCGGCCGAUCCGCCGGCGGCCAAGAAGAUCCGGCGCAAGAGACAGUUCGACGUGGAGAGUCUGCUGGCCCCCGAUCCCGUCACCCGCCGAGGGACUCCUCCCGGCCCCGAGCGCCGUCCCCUGCCCUCGCCGGGGGCCGAGGGACCGGGAGCGGAGGAGGGAGGAAGAGGAGCGCCCGCCCCGCCGGGCCCCGAAGGGUCGGUCCGGCCGGGGGCGGAGACGGAAGCGGACUUGGCCGCCGGAAGCGAGCCCGGGUGGACCGGCUUCCCCCUCUGCACCUUGCCCUUGCCUCCGGCCUGCUGGACCGGCGGCGGCGGGGGUUCGGUCCUCCCCACCUACGCCGGGUCGGCGGGAGGGCCGCGGCUUCCGGCGGCCUGCGAUCCCCGCGCCCUGGCCCGGCGCUGGCGUGACGCCGUAGGACGGUUGGUGGCCACUUCCGACGAGGCGGACGAGUUCGUCAGCACGUGA